Messenger RNA from Chelonoidis abingdonii (Abingdon island giant tortoise), 3996 nucleotides. RefSeq names its product retinoic acid receptor responder 1 (gene RARRES1). Lineage: Eukaryota; Metazoa; Chordata; Testudines; Testudinidae. Gene Ontology annotation, molecular function: metalloendopeptidase inhibitor activity. The record is from RefSeq and is a predicted model, not a curated record.
CCGGAGACUGGACGGAGCCUCCUUGGUGGUGCUCGAGCGCUUCCCGGCACUGACAGCUGGGCAGGAGAGGCGGGGAGCCAGCCCUACCCUUGCUCUUUGUACUGGCGCUUGCGGGCUCAGUGCAGAGCCGCCUCUGGACGCGCAGCACCUCGAGCACCCGGCAUCGCUGAACAUGCAGCGGCGAAGCGCAGCCCGGCUCAGCCCGCUUCUGCUCCUGCUCCUGCUCCUGCUGCCUCUGGCGUGGGGUGCGGGCCCCUGGCCGCCCCGAGCCGACCGAGAGCUCCAAGUCUCCAGCCGCCUGGCCGGGCAGGCGGCCCGGGUGGCGCUGCACUAUCUCAACUACCGGCUGGGGUCGCCCAGCGCGCUGCGGGCGCUGGGACAGGUCCGGAAAGCCACGGUCAAGCCUAUCCCAGGAAUUGGACAUAAGUACUACCUGCAGUUCACUACAGAAGACUACAAAAGCAGCCAAAACGUUGGGACCUGCCUUGCUACAGUGCUCUACCUGAAGAGGAAACCUCGACCUGCUGUUAAUAUAAACUGCACAUAUACCAAAGAUCAGAAGCAAACCCGAGAAGAUGACUACAGCUUUUACAAAAAAUUGAGGCAACAAACCAAACCAAUCACUGGAAAUGAUACUCCUGACAGCUAUGGACAUAUUGAACCAGCCUUGGAACCUGCCUGGGCUUUGGCAGUUGCUGGCAGCAGUUACCUAAUGUGGGAAAAGUCAACAGAGAACUUAGGCUAUUUCAUGGCACAAGUCAAGAAUGUGAAGCAGUGGAUAACUAAAGAUGAUUCGAUUGACUUUGACUACUUGGUUAUACUUCAUGAAAUUCCAACUCAGGAAAUGAUUUCAUGCCACCUCCGUGUCAUUUGGACUCCUGGACAUCCCCUCAAAGUGAAGUACUUCUGCUUGUCAGAGAAUCAGCGCUCAGAAUCUGGAGAAGGGUCUGGAACAGAAUCUGGAUCUACCAAUGGAAUUUUCAAUGAGGAAGAAGCAAAUUUUUAAAAAUUAAUGUUGGCUUUUAUAUAAAGAUUUGAAAUGGAAAAAAAUCUUGCAUUAAUAGUUCCAGUUGGUAUUGUGAUAACUCUUCUACACAAAUUGUAUUGCAAUGAAUUUGAAGCCUUUUAACUAGUCAUCUUUCACCAAAAAUAAAUCUCUGUAGAAUUUCUUAUAUGAAAGAAAUCACACAUUCUAUAUAUCUACCUAAAAAUGUUUCUAUAAAAUAUAUACACACACCCUUGAUUUUAUGUCACUAAGUUACUUAGCUGUAACUCAGAAUGUGAACAAAGUUAAUAUAUAGGAUAAAAGUCUUGAGAAAAGUAUUCUUUUUCCAUCUCCAUAAGAAAAAUAUUUGUCUACUAAUUUUUUUAAACUUUUCAACAGAAAUAUGAUGUUAGCUUUUAACUUAUAUCAACAGUAAAAUAAAUACCAUUACAUUUGGAGGAAAUUGUGUUUUAUUUUUGCAUGGCACUGCUGAUUCAUUCCUUAUCCUCAACAACUCCAAGCAAUCUCCAUUGUGGGCAUUGGUUCCAAAGCCAUGGCCAUUACAGGCUGCAGACCAGCCUAGGUAGCACUUCUGGAAAGAGCAACAGGCAAGGCAGAGAAAACAUUCUCUAUCACAAACUAAAAUAAACACAAGCUAAGAAGAAAAACCUGGUGUACUUUAUUGUUCUGUGACCACAACAUUUUUAGUGCGCAAGCUACUCGACCCAACAUUGUGCUCCAUUAUCUAAGCUUUCAUUUAAAAAAAGUUUCUAGCCCUCCUGGCUAUGAAGACAACUGUGAAAAUAUGGACAGAGCAAAAAUUGAUGUAGUGUCAUCUUCCUCAGCAUUCAGACAGCCUGGAACAAUUUGCUAGAAGUACAAAUUUGUCAGAAGAGAAAUGAGGACAAAGACCCAGGAUGGUCAUUCCUAGUCUAUUUUUGUUUACAAUAUGCACAGAGUUCCUGUUAUUACCUUGAACAAAGAUGGAUAGAACAGAACAAGCUUUGUGUAGAUGUAACCCCACAGCAGGGCUCCAGCAAAACACAAGCUAUUUUCAAGUUACCCAGCUAGUACUCCCAGACUCUUUCCUACUGCUGCCUUUUUGCCCGAUCCCAAACAUAUUAAAGUCCUUUUUGUAAGAACAUUCAUAUUUUUUUCACUCAAAAUUCCUUGCCCUAAGCUAUGUGUUCUAGGUUUAGGGCAAGUGGAGUGUCCCCUCACCUCCCACUCUUAAAUCUACACCAAUCUAGCUGAGAUUGUCGUAAGAGCAAGGAAAACAGCAUUUUUACUUAUAACAAAUAAAGGGAAUGCCUUGCAAUAGGUGAACUACUAUGGUCUACAUUAUUGGCUAAAUUCUCCCAGUCAAAUGUUUUAAUCAGAGUCAUCAAGCUCAGGCUGUAUGGAGAUGGGGGUAAAUUAAAUAAUAGUAUUUCAAUAAGUAAGCCCAGAUUCAACGAAGUAUGUAUUUUCAAAGCUUUGCUACUUUGUUAGAAUGUUUUGGUCCUUUCUGUUCUUUCUCCCUGAGAGGACAGCUGCCUCACAAACCUAUGAACAGCUGAAAUUCACCCACCUGAUGCACUGGACUAUUCAUUUACUGAAAGUGUACGUGCACUGCCUCUUUUUUCCAUAAAAAUUGAGAUUGGUGACAGAUACAAAGCUAGAAAUGACCCCUAAGAAUUCCUUGAACAAACUAAUGGUUACUAUCCAAACAGAAAACAACGGAGUGGUCUGAACGGUUACCUAAACUCCUUACACAGUGUGUUACCAUGUUACGGAUCCAACAAAACCUGUGCAAGUCAUCAUCCUUGUUAGGUAACCUCUGGUCUUAAAAGAAACUUCUCCCACUGAACAACCCAGAAAUGUAUAGGGUCUGAUUCUCAUUCACUCAUGUAGGUUUAUAUUGGUGUAAGUCCACUGACUAACAUGGAAUUUCUCCAAUUAACACUAGUGUGAGAUCAGAAUUAGGGCCUAAAUUUUGAGUUAUUCUAAGGCCACUUAUCCUGAGCAACCAGCUUUUGUCAGUCCCUUCAAUAACCACAUAACACUGUAUCCCUGUAGAGGGAUUUUUAGCCUAAAUUCAAGAAACACUUGUGGCCUUUAGAUUGAUAAAUUUGUGUCUAUGUAAGCUAUUUGUUAAAAAAAAGUGAUCCUCUGAUAAGAGGACAAAAUGAGGGCCACAAAUAUGUGGGGGGGGAAGUGACGAUCACCCAGUGUUUACUUUCUCAAAUAUACCCUUAUUACUUUUAUGAGGGGGUUUAUCUGUUUGUGGCAAAGGAAGUUCCUGCUAGAACAUUUAUUUUACUUGAUUAAAAAAGAAUAAGCAAUAUGUGGGGCAUUUUUAAAGGCCAAAUCCAGUUGAUCUUGUUCGUAGGAGUACUCCAGGUGAGACUAGCUACAUACAAGAGCAGGGCAAGCAGGAUUUGAUCCUAUGAGGUUUAGUGUGCAUGGAGAUAGAUGCAUCUAUUUCGCGUCUAUGUGCACCUGGCAAAUCCUUGAAAUUGUAUUUGUUUACAAUAGUUAUUUUAAAAUAAGCAUCUUCGCUUUUUGUGAAUGCUGAUGCAAAGCACGUCACCACGGUUCUGUUCUGUGUCUGGACAACUAGAACAAGGUGCCGGGAAUGUUGUCUCAAAACGCUUUCUUGAUUUUGAGCUUCACACACCAUCCCCAAUCCAUGACCUGUUAACUGAAAAACUGCAGAUAACCUAAGUAUAGCAGGCGUUGGAACGGUCAGGGACAAACAAAUGUGCAUGUGAAAAUCAAAGUUAUUCUUUUGGCUAGGUAAUAAAAACUCUAAUUAAAAAACAUGAACAAUAUCCUCUCUCUUGCCAAAUUAUAAUAGCCUGGCUUUUACUCUGUGCAACCACCUGAUGGGAACUAAUUAAUUGAUUCUGAGGAUCACUGUUGAUGCCAAUUUCAAUGGUGGCGUGGCAGGGCAGGGGUAAAACCCCUUUAAAGCCCUGCCAAAAUGCUGGCUACAGCCUGCUCUCUGGCUGGUAGGCCAGGGGUAGAGA